This is a messenger RNA of Nothoprocta perdicaria, 4179 nucleotides long. RefSeq names its product capping protein regulator and myosin 1 linker 2 (gene CARMIL2). Lineage: Eukaryota; Metazoa; Chordata; Aves; Tinamiformes; Tinamidae. The record is from RefSeq and is a predicted model, not a curated record. Gene Ontology annotation, biological process: regulation of Arp2/3 complex-mediated actin nucleation; cell migration. Gene Ontology annotation, cellular component: lamellipodium; plasma membrane. Bases 1 to 4179 code for a protein of 1392 amino acids. The transcript is spliced from 39 exons. Gene Ontology annotation, molecular function: protein binding.
AUGGCCGGCUCGUCCGGAGGGCUCCCCGCCGAGCUGCAAGAGGGCAUCGCUGCCUUCCUGGGCGCCAAGAAGAUCCUCCUGGUCAAGGCGGUCCAGCUGCAGGUGAAAUCCAAGUACGAUGACUACAUCUUGGUGCUGACCCCCUGGCGAGCCUACGUGCUGCUGGUGGUGCUGCCAGUGAGGGUGCACAGCAGUUUCAGCUUCCUGGAGGUGCGGGAGAUGACGGUGCGAGAGCCCAGCCUGGUUGCCAUAGAAACAGAUACAUCUUCUUAUGCCUUCCGGCUUAUGUCGUUUGAGGAUGUGGAGCAAGUUGUCAUCCAUGUCACCAUGUCACUUAAGAAGGUCUUUCCAGACUCGUCCCCUGGAACGCUGCUCAAGAACUCGCCGCCCGACGUGUACGAGAGGAUCUGCAGGAUCACAGACUCCCUGGAGGAAAUGCUGCAGAGCAACCAGGGGCCCUGCGGUGGCUUUUCAGAGACGUACGCUGCUCUGUGCRACUACAACGGCUUUACCUUCCGCGAGGAGAUCCAGUGGGACGUGGACAACAUCUACCACAGCCAAGACUGCCGGGAGUUCAACCUGCUGGAUUUCAGCCACCUGGAGAGCCGGGACGUGGCACUGAGCGUUGCUGCCCUGUCCUUCAACCUGUGGUUCACAAGGCUCUACUGCAAGGACUUCAGACUGAACCUGGAGAUUUCAGAGCAGCUCCUGUAUAUGCUGAGCAAAUCGGUGAAACUGGAGGAGCUGGUGCUGGAAAACAGCGGGCUGAAAGCUGACUUUGCUCAGAGGAUGGCCCAGGCCCUCAGCAGACAUCCUGACUCGGUGCUCCACUCCAUCAAUCUUGCUGGCAACCAGCUGGAAGACAGAGGGGUAAUUGCCUUCAGCCGGCACGUGGAGAAGAGGCCCAAGGGCCUGCAGAGCCUCAACUUGGCCAGGACAUCGCUCACUGCUAAAGGAAUGAGCACGUUGUGCCAGGCCCUCGCGGCCAACCAAGUCAUCGGCUCUUCCCUCCGGCACCUGGACCUCUCCGGCAACCCCGGCACCCUGGCCGUGGAUGACACUAGCAGUUUGCAGAGCCUGCUCUGCCGUUGCGACUCCCUCUCCCACCUCAGCCUGUCCGGCACCGACUGCUCUUUAGACACUAUCUUUGGAGCACUGGCCCACGGGUGCUGCACCAGCCUUGUCCAUCUGGAUCUCUCCAAAAACRUGUAUUCUCACAAGAGAGUAAAAGAUGUCUCUCCUGCUAUCAAGCAGUUUUUCAGCAAGGCCUGUGCCCUCAGRCACGUCUCCCUGGCAGGUACCAAGCUGCCUCCAGAUGCUGUAAGGGCCUUACUGCAAGGGCUGGCGGACAACAGUGACAUCAGUGACCUGCACCUGGAUCUUAGCAGCUGUGAGCUGAGGUCAGCGGGGGCCCAAGUCAUCCAAGAUCUCAUCUCUGAUGCCAAUUCUGUCAGUGACCUAGAUUUGUCCGACAACGGUUUUGACUCCGAUAUGGUGACACUGGUGCUGUCCAUUGGCAGAAGCAAGUCCAUUAGGCAUGUCUCUUUGGGAAAAAACUUCAACAUCAAAUCCAAAGACGGGCUGGUGGAUGUGCUGCACCGUAUUGUCCAGAUCACCCAAGAAGAUGACUGUGCUCUGCAGUCGCUGUCGGUGGCCGAGUCGCGCCUCAAGCUGGGAACCAACGUCCUGCUCAGCGCCCUGGGCAGCAACACCAGCCUCGUUGCGCUGGACAUCAGCGGCAAUGCCAUGGGAGACACCGGUGCCAAAAUGCUGGCCAAAGCCCUGCAGAUCAACGCAAAGCUCAGGACCGUGGUUUGGGACAGGAACAACACAACUGGCCAUGGACUCCUGGAGGUGGCCCAAGCCUUGGAGAGGAACUAUACCCUCAAGUCCAUGCCCUUGCCCAUGAGCGACGUGGCACAGGCCUAUCGGAGCAACCCUGAGAAAACGGAGGAGGCAGUGCACAAGAUCCAGUCCUWCUUGAUGAGGAACCAAAUGCGGCGUGCGCUGCCCACCCAGACCUUCCGACUGCAGCAGGGCAUCCUGACCACGUCCUCCGAGCAGAUGGUGAACGAGAUCUGCCUCAGUGUGCAGAAGCACGUUGACGUCCUCAGCUCCUGCCUGGGCAAGGAGGUGGAGACUGACAUCCUCUUCGCGGAGGAAGCCAUCAGGAACGCCAACCUGUCUGUCAGYAUUUUGCCUCUGCUGUAUGAAGCAGGCAACACCCCGUACCAGAACGGCAAGCUGCAACAUAAGAUGGAGUGUCUCACAGAGGAAGUGUCGCAGGCUUGCGGCCGGGAGAUCCAGGCGAUCAUGCAGGCAGUGCUGGACACGGCGCACAACCURUGUCCGGACAUGGUGCAAAAGAGGGGAGUCAGGGACCAGCUGGUGAACGCCAUGUCCGAGCGCAUCUACCUGCAGGACCAUCUCCACCUCAGUUCYGUCCUGGACCAGGUGGUCACCGAUGUCUUCAGCAAGCUCAAUGAAAUCAAGCUGUCCGUCACGGCGGCUGUGGCCGACUGCAUGGUGGACGCYGUGCUGGGGGACCUGAGCGCUGCCCAGUGCAAGCUGGCCGAGAAUCUCCUCAAGCACGGGCUGGAGCUGCCAUCCUUGCAGCUGGAGGCCGCUGAAGAUGAUGCCGCCGCGCCGAUGAGGGGCAGGAGUCCCCUGGAGAGCGCCGAGAAGGGCUUCGCCGCAGAAGAGUACAAGAUGGCUCUGCGGAGGAAGAACAAGCAUUUCAGGAGCAUCCGGCCCACGCCGACUAUGAGAACCCUCAUGGAGCUGCCGACCCACGGCCACAGGCUGGAGCACUGCACCAAGGCCCGGCCCCGGCCCAACCGCACGCACAGGCAGCCGCCGAGCAAGCCCAGCGUGCAGCCUGUGGCCUGUGAGAACAGUGAGGACCGGAGCAUCACACGUGUGGACGAGGGCCUGGAGGAUUUCUUCUCCAAGAAGCUCAUCACAGAAGAACUGCCCCCUGUGGCACUGGAAACCUGCCCUGGAUCCACCCUUCCGGCAUCUUCCAGCUCUCGCACCCUCAAGAAGAAAAUUGGGAACUUUUUUGCGUUCAAGAAGCCCAAGUCCAGCCGGGGCUCGAGGUGCGAGAAGGAGCCCGAGGGCGCCACGGCCCCCAAGAGCCGCCGCUCGAUGCUCAGUGACAUUUUGCGGGCGCCCAGCAAGGCAGGAGAGGCGCUGAGCAAGUCCGAGGAAGGGGGCCUGGCCGGCGAGGCCCGGGCGGAGGCCGAGCACAGCCACACGCCCGACGCUGCCCGCAGGAUCAGGCCCAAGUACUCGCGGGAGGGCAAGUCCCAGUCGCUCAUUUUGCUGUCCGGGGAGGACGAGGACGCGCUCGGGGUCAGGCAUGACAAGAAGAGGCACCUGGAGAAGAGUGACGGGGAGCUGCCCAACUCCUUUGAGCAGCGCAUGCACCUCAUGCUGCACCGCAUGGGGGUCACCAAGGGCCUGGCCACCGAGGGCAAGAAGCAGCAGAACAAGGACAAUGAGAUCAAGAAAGCCGGCUCUGACGGGGACAUCGUGGACAGCUCUGCGGACUCGCCGCCCCCCUCGCUGAAGGUGCGCACCCACUCCGUGUCCACAGGUAGGUCCCCAGCCGCCAGGACACAGGGUGGCCUCGGGGCAGACAGAUGGGGCUUUCCCCACUGUUGGCACCUUUAUGGGAGCCAGAGUAUGGGAGUCAACACCUACCACUGCCCUGACCUACGGGCACAGCCACCCUGCCCGAGGUCCCUCCCGAGGGACCGGCUCCUCCUGGCUUCUCUAGACUUGCGCCUGACGCCCCGGCUGGCUGCGCUGAGCGGGACCGGCCGCCGAGCGGUCUCCAUCCACGAGGACCAGCUCAGGGAGCCAGGGAGCCUGACGGAGCUGGAAAACGCAGCGAUCCCCCUUCGCCUGCGGCGCUCCCCUGUGCUGAAGCGGAGGGACAGACACAACUCCCUGGCGGAGGCCGAGGCACCCAGCCCGUGCUCGGACACCGCGGGUAAGGCCGGGCAGCCCGAGAGCCCCGCCGCGGAGGCACCGGAGGAGCUGCCCGGCACGGAAGCAGGAGGAGCACAGCCCCAAAGCCCGGCACAGACUGUUGCGAAUGCACAAGACUCAACCCAAGACUCAACCCUAGACCAAAGAAGCCCAGGGCCGGGCAGGGGGGAGCCGGCACCGUGA